CUCGACAGACACACAUCCAGUCGCUCUCUUCUUGAGCACUUUCAUUCGUCCACUUUUACAGCUCUGACGAGAAAAUGCUGCCUGCAACCUUCAAACUGUGUGCUGGCAUCUCCUACCGGCACAUGAGAAACAUGACAGGUUUGAGGAGGAAUGCCAUUGUGGCCCUUCACCAUGAGCUGAACAGACUGGCAGGUCCAAGUCCCACUAACUGGAUCAGCCAGGUCCGCAGACGGAGCUCCCUCCUCAGUUCUCGAAUUAAAGAGGAGAAUCAGUACAGCGAGGAGGAGAUGUCUUAUGUGAAGCAAGGUGAGGAUGCUCUUCAGAAGGCCAUCAGCAUCCUCAGUGAGCAGGACGGAUGGACCACUGAAACUGUAGCGGCAAACGGAGACAAAGUUCUGAGUAAGGUGUUGCCUGACAUCGGGAAGGUGUUCAAGCUGGAAGUGAUGCUGGAACAACAUCCUGACAAUCUUUACAAAGAGCUGGUGGGAAACAUGGAGCAAAUGGGGGAGUGGAACCCUAAUGUCAAACAGGUCAAGAUUCUUCAGAAGAUCAGCCAGGACACCAUGGUCACCCAUGAGGUGUCUGCGGAGACACCUGGAAACGUGGUGGGACCAAGAGACUUCGUCAGCGUCCGCUGUGCCAAACGCCGCGGCUCCACCUGCUUCCUGGCCGGAAUGUCCACCAAACAUCCCAACAUGCCCGAGCAGAGGGGAGUGGUCAGGGCAGAAAAUGGGCCGACCUGUAUCGUUAUGAAGCCGUGCGCUGAAGAUCCAAAUAAGACCAAGUUCACCUGGCUACUGAGUCUAGAUCUAAAGGGUUGGAUCCCAAAGACGAUCGUAAACAAAGUGCUCUCUCAGACACAGGUGGACUUUGCCAACCACCUCAGGCAGAGGAUGGCUAAUAAUGUUUCUAUGGAGAUGGCUCCUGCCUGCUGACACAAGAAGCCUCUUGAGCUUUGGCACCGUGAGCUCAACAGAGGCAGAGGAGAAACACCUGCUCAUUAAAAAAGAAAAUCACCAAAUCUGCUCAUAAGUGCUGAAAAAGAGAGUAUUUAUGGAGAUGAUAUGAAGAUGAUGCUUCUUCUGAAACAUUCUUAGCACAAAAGCUUGUUUCACUGUUUUCUUAACGCUAAAAACCUGCUGUGAGAUUUUGCAUCACUGACACCAACCGACAGAUAUUUGUCCCUCUGUAACUUUGAUUCCAGUGUUUUAUUUAUUGUUGUUGAACAAAUCAUCAGUGAAUCCACAAUUCCAUUGUAACUGAUAUUUAUAUUUGUUUGUGUGGACUUUGCUGUCGAGGACGAUAGAAGAGAUUAUGGAGAAUGAUUUAUCUGUAAUAUCAUGACGCAUGAGAACUUAAAUAAAAACAUGUAAAAGUC
Molecule: messenger RNA, 1378 nt
Organism: Solea solea (common sole)
Lineage: Eukaryota; Metazoa; Chordata; Actinopteri; Pleuronectiformes; Soleidae
Gene: star
Product: steroidogenic acute regulatory protein
Exons: 8
Coding region: 75-935 (286 amino acids)
Biological process (GO): regulation of steroid biosynthetic process; intracellular cholesterol transport; steroid biosynthetic process
Cellular component (GO): mitochondrial intermembrane space; mitochondrion
Molecular function (GO): cholesterol transfer activity; cholesterol binding
Source: RefSeq, a predicted model, not a curated record